Molecule: messenger RNA, 1895 nt
Organism: Lotus japonicus
Lineage: Eukaryota; Viridiplantae; Streptophyta; Magnoliopsida; Fabales; Fabaceae
Product: cytochrome P450 71AU50-like
Exons: 2
Coding region: 334-1830 (498 amino acids)
Molecular function (GO): monooxygenase activity; iron ion binding; heme binding
Source: RefSeq, a predicted model, not a curated record
CACAAGGAAGCAAAUAAACUUCUUUUCUAAAAUAUAUAAGUUGCUUUCGGUGAUGAUGGAGUAAUAUAUUUACAUCUACUUCCUAUUCUAUUUCAUUUCAACUCAUUUUUUUCAUAUUUCUCUUUCUUUUUCUAUCAUGUAGCUCAUGAACAUAAUAUUUGUCAGUUGUUACACUUUCUCUUCUAUUUCUAUCUCUAUGUGGGUGUGAUGUGAAAUUGGGGUGUGAAGAUACUUUCCUUAAGAUGUUAUAUAACCAUAUUUUGCUCAGUUGCAUUUGGCAUCAGAGAUAAACAAGUUUCAAAAGAAAAUUGAACUCUCUCCCAAAUAGGUUGGAUGAUUUGGAUAGCAAUUUUCCUGGCUUCUCUUGCUUUCCUGUGGCUAUGGAGAAGCAGGCAGAAGGCAGAAACAAAGAGAUUACCUCCAGGUCCAAGAGGGUUGCCAAUCUUGGGGAGCCUACAUAAGCUGAGUGCAAAUCCUCAUCGUGAUCUACACCAACUAGCACAGCAACAUGGACCUAUCAUGUUCUUGCGCUUAGGCUUUGUUCCCACCAUUGUUGUUUCUUCACCCCAAGCUGCUGAACUGUUCCUCAAGACCCAUGACCUUUCCUUUGCUGGCAGACCACCUCAUGAGGCUUCAAAGUACAUCUCUUGGGAGCAGAGGAACCUCAGCUUCGGUGAAUAUGGUCCUUAUUGGCGCAACAUGCGCAAGAUGUGCACGUUAGAAUUGCUUAGCCAAACCAAAAUUGACUCCUUUGGAGGCAUGAGGAGACAGGAGCUUAAUCUGCUGAUCAAGCUUCUAAGAGAAGCAUCCAGUGAUGGGGUUGCUGUAGAUCUUAGUGCCAAGAUUUCAGCACUCACUGCAGACAUGAGCUGUAGAAUGGUUUUGGGGAAGAAGUACAUGGACCAGGACUUGGAUGACAAGGGGUUCAAGGGUGUGAUGCAAGAGGGCAUGCAUCUAGCUGCAACUCCUAACAUGAGUGACUAUAUUCCUUACAUUGGUGCACUUGACCUUCAAGGGCUAACUAAGCGCAUGAAGGCAGUUCACAAAAUAUUCAAUGAUUUCUUUGACAAAGUUAUUGAUGAGCAUAUGCAAUCAGAGAACAGGGAAAACAAGAUCAAAAGUUUCGUAGAUGUCAUGUUGGACUUUGAUGGCACUGAAGAAUCUGAAUACCGGAUUGAACGCCCCAAUAUCAAAGCCAUAUUGCUGGAUAUGCUGGCGGGAUCAAUGGAUACUUCUGCUACUGCCAUUGAGUGGACAAUGUCAGAGCUCCUCAAGAAUCCAAGGGUGAUGAAGAAAGUCCAAAUGGAGUUGGAAACUGUGGUUGGUAUGAAGAAGAAGGUGGAGGAAUCAGACUUGGAGAACUUGAAGUAUUUGGACAUGGUUAUAAAGGAAAGCCUUAGGCUCCAUCCAGUGGCACCAUUACUAAUACCACAUCAUGCUGUGGAAGAUUGCGUGGUUGGAGAAUUCUUCAUACCUAAAAACUCCAGGGUCAUAGUUAAUGCAUGGGCAGUUAUGAGAGACCCAAGUGCUUGGACUGAGCCAGAGAAGUUCUGGCCUGAGAGGUUUGAGGGAAGCAACAUCGAUCUCCGAGGGCGUGAUUUCCAGCUGAUUCCAUUUGGUUCAGGCAGAAGGGGUUGUCCUGGAUUGCAGUUAGGUCUAACUAUGAUUCGGUUAGUGGUGGCUCAGCUUGUGCAUUGCUUUGAUUGGAAGCUACCUAAUCACAUGUUGCCAACCGAUUUGGACAUGACUGAGGAGUUCGGACUCACAAUGCCUAGGGCAAAACAUUUAGUUGCCAUUCCUACUUAUCGUCUUCAAAAUGAAAAAAUGUAAUGCGAACAUUGUAAAAUUAAAUAAAGUUAAAACAAGAAUAAGGGUCUAUACCAGGCCAUAUGUCA